Molecule: messenger RNA, 3283 nt
Organism: Prunus dulcis (almond)
Lineage: Eukaryota; Viridiplantae; Streptophyta; Magnoliopsida; Rosales; Rosaceae
Product: probable leucine-rich repeat receptor-like serine/threonine-protein kinase At3g14840
Exons: 24
Coding region: 130-3141 (1003 amino acids)
Biological process (GO): protein phosphorylation
Molecular function (GO): protein binding; ATP binding; protein kinase activity
Source: RefSeq, a predicted model, not a curated record
ACCAAUACUCUCCUCACAAAUCCACCUUUCAUACACACAAUCGUACGAUACCUCUUCAUUCAAAAGCUCUCAUUUUGGGCACUGUUUUCCUCUUCAAAUGUGGAAAGGUUUCCAAUAGAAAAUUAAUUGAUGAAUAUGUUCUUCCCUCGACCUUUUCUUCAUUCUCUCUUGGUGGUGGUUUGCUUUGGAAAUUUUGCUUUUGGAGUUACUCGAUUGCCACGAGAUGAAGUACAAACUUUAGCCGACAUAGCAAAGACACUGGGGAAGACGAACUGGGAUUUCAGUGGAGAUGCAGAUCCAUGCAACAAUCAAAAACCAUGGACUGAUACCAAUCCGGACAAAGGAUUUGAGUAUGGCAUCACCUGUAAUUGUUCCUUUGCCAGUUCCACUGUCUGCCAUAUUACCAGCAUAGUUAUGAAAGCUCAGGAUUUGCCAGGAACACUCCCAAAAGAGAUGGCCAGGCUCCGCUAUCUCGAAGAAAUUGACCUCACCCGCAACUACCUGAGUGGUACCAUCCCUCCAGAAUGGGGCUCCCUUUCACUUGUCAACAUUUCCCUUCUUGGAAACCGUUUGACCGGUCCUAUCCCCCGAGAGCUUGGAGACAUCAAUACCCUGAAGCAUUUGGACAUCAGUAUGAAUAAUUUCUCUGGAGAGCUCCCUCGGGAGCUUGGGAAUUUGACCCUCAUAGAAAGCAUGCUUCUUAACUCAAAUAAUUUUACUGGGGAGUUGCCAGAUACAUUUGGAAAUCUUACCACACUAAAAGACUUCCGGGUGGGUGACAGUCACUUUUCUGGGCAGAUACCUGAUUUUAUAAAGAACUGGACAAAUCUUGAGAAACUACUGAUUCAGGCUAGUGGUUUGACGGGGCCAAUUCCUUCCAGCAUUUCUCUUUUGACAAAAUUAACUGACUUGAGAAUUACUGACUUGAGUGGGCCUGAAGCACCCUUUCCUCCACUUGAGAAUAUGAAAAGCAUGAAGACACUGAUGUUGAGGAGUUGCAAUAUUAUUGGACGGCUACCUCCAUAUCUCGGGGACAUGAAGAGUUUGAAAACUUUAGACCUCAGCUUUAACAAGCUAACCGGGGAAAUUCCAAGCAGCUUUGUUGCUCUAGCAAAAGUGGAGUUUAUAUUCUUAACUGGAAACUUGCUGACUGGACCCGUGCCUACUUGGACGAAAGAAAACUUUGAUCUUUCAUAUAACAAAUUCACCAUAGGGGCUACAGGUUGUCCAUCACAACGCGGCAACCUGAACUUGUUUGAAAGCUUUUCAGAGGCCAAUAGUUCAAAAACUACAUGUUUGGAAAUUCCAACAUGUCCACAAACUGGGUACGAAUUCCGUAUAAAUUGUGGUGGAGAAGCAGUAACUGUUAAUGGGUUCAAGUUUGACGAUGACAAAGAUUGGGCUGGACCUUCUUCAUUUCGCAAAACCUCACCAAAUUGGGCUUUAAGCAGCACUGGUUACUUUAUUGAUGAUAAACAACCUGAAGACACCUUUAUCCAAACUAAUAAAUCUAUACUCUCUAUGGCAAACCCAGAACUGUACAUGCAUGCACGCCUCUCUCCCAUCUCUCUAACUUACUAUGGGUUUUGUUUGAGAAAUGGAACCUACUUUGUAAACCUCCAUUUUGUGGAGACAGAGUUUACAAAUAACAAAUCAUAUAGAAGCCUGGGAAGGCGUAUAUUUGAUGUUUACAUUCAGGGGAGACUAGUGGAGCAGGAUUUCAAUAUUGUGGAUAAAGCUGGUGGGGUUGGUACUGCAGUCAUAAUGCACUAUACUGCUCGUGUAACUAGUGGUACCUUGGAGAUCCGUUUCUAUUGGGCUGGGAAAGGGACGACCGGUAUCCCUCGUAGAGGAGUUUAUGGUCCUCUUAUAUCAGCCAUUUCUGUAAGACAUGCCGACUAUGUACCUGGUGGAAGUGGCAUAUCUGUAGGUGCAGUAGUUGGAAUUGUGGGUGGAGGAGUCUUCAUUAUAUUACUGAUUUUUGGUGUUCUUUGGAGGAGAGGCCACCUAGGACAACAAAAUACUUUGGAGAAUGAUUUAAAGGGCGUGGACCUGCAAACUAGUAAAUUUAGCUUCAGGCAACUCAAAGCUGCCACAAACAACUUUGACAAAGCCAAUAAGAUUGGAGAAGGUGGUUUUGGAUCUGUUUACAAGGGCCUUCUAUCAGACGGCACCGUAAUUGCUGUCAAGCAGCUUUCUUCCAAAUCAAAGCAAGGGAAUCGUGAAUUUGUGAAUGAGAUAGGCAUGAUUUCUGCUCUGCAACACCCUCAUCUUGUCAAGCUUCACGGAUGCUGUAUUGAAAGAAAUCAACUAUUGCUUGUCUAUGAGUACAUGGAAAAUAAUAGCCUUGCUCGUGCUUUGUUUGGACCAGAACAAAGUCAGUUGAAGUUGGAUUGGCCAACAAGGCACAAGAUCUGUGUUGGUAUAGCAAGAGGUUUGGCUUACCUCCACGAGGAAUCAAGAUUGAAGGUCGUUCAUAGAGACAUCAAGGCUACUAAUGUGCUGCUUGAUAAAAAUCUUACCCCAAAGAUAUCUGACUUUGGAUUGGCCAAGCUUGAUGAAGAGGAUAACACACACAUUAGCACCCGUAUUGCUGGAACUUAUGGAUAUAUGGCGCCUGAAUAUGCAAUGCGGGGUUAUCUGACUGAUAAAGCAGAUGUUUAUAGCUUUGGAAUUCUUGUAUUGGAAAUUGUUAGUGGGAGGAACAACACUACUUACAGAGCAAAGGAAAAAAGCUUUUAUCUUCUUGAUUGGGCACAACUACUAAAAGGGCAAGGGAAAUUGAUGGACCUAGUGGAUCCAAGGUUGGGCUCAGACUUCAACAAAGAAGAGAUGAUGCUUACAAUCAAUGUGGCUCUCCUCUGCUGCAAUGUCACUUCAACAGUUAGGCCUACCAUGUCUUCAGUUGUGAGCAUGCUUGAAGGCAGGGCUGCUGUUCAGGAAUUGGUCUCAGAUCCAAAUGCCUCAAGUUUUGAGAUCGAAGCAAUGAGGAAACAUUUUCAAUCCAGUUUCGGAAGGAACACCGGCGAGAGCCAGACACAAACUGCGUCAACUGAAGGGCCUUGGACUGGUUCAUCUACAUCUGCUCAUGAUCUCUAUCCAGUCAAUCCUGAUUCAACUUACUGGGACAACAGAAAAUAGAGAAACUGAGCAAACUUUCUUCAUUCUCAAACUUAUAUGUUCAUGUAUCAUUUCUACUCCCUCUCUAAAUACACACACAUAUAGCUGAAAGAAUAAUAUAGAUGUUUCUACAGCAUGGUAAUUUUAAAUUAUGAAUCCCUUG